AUGAUACAAGUGGGCAAUACCCUAACCACCUUUGAGAAAGAUGCAUUAGUGGCAUUGCUGACAGAAUUCAAAGAGGAGUCUAUGAAAGGAAGAGCAAUUGCUGAUCACUUAGCCCACUAUUCACCUGAAGAAACUGAAGAUAUCCAAGGAGACUUUCCGGAUGAGGAUAUCAUGGGGAUAGAGUUAGAAUCAUGGAAGAUGUAUUUUGAUGGAACAACUAAUCAAAAUGGAAGUGGCAUUGGAGUUCUCCUAAUUUCUCUAAAAGGGACAUACAUCCCAUUCUUUAGUAGGUUUAACUUUCUUGCCGCUAAUAAUGCCACUGAAUAUGAAGCUUGCAUUAUAAGGUUACAAGCGGCCCUAGGCCUUGGAGUGAAAGAGUUAGAAGUAUAUGGUGAUUCAACCUUGAUAAUUUCUCAGAUUCAAAAUAGAUGGAAGAUCAAGGAAGAAAGGUUGAUGCCUUAUCAUGAAUGUCUCCAGAAGUGGGCCUCGAAAUUCAGUAAGAUUCAGUACUAG
This is a messenger RNA of Quercus lobata, 513 nucleotides long. RefSeq lists its product as uncharacterized. The record is from RefSeq and is a predicted model, not a curated record. The transcript is spliced from 2 exons. Lineage: Eukaryota; Viridiplantae; Streptophyta; Magnoliopsida; Fagales; Fagaceae. Gene Ontology annotation, molecular function: nucleic acid binding; RNA-DNA hybrid ribonuclease activity. The coding region runs from base 1 to 513 and encodes 170 amino acids.